Messenger RNA from Salvelinus fontinalis (brook trout), 3465 nucleotides. Its product is annotated as sodium- and chloride-dependent GABA transporter 1-like. Gene Ontology annotation, cellular component: membrane. Lineage: Eukaryota; Metazoa; Chordata; Actinopteri; Salmoniformes; Salmonidae. The record is from RefSeq and is a predicted model, not a curated record. The transcript is spliced from 15 exons. Gene Ontology annotation, biological process: sodium ion transmembrane transport. Bases 628 to 2421 code for a protein of 597 amino acids.
ACUCCACCCCCACCCACACUGCAACACACAAUGCACGACACCCUACCGGAAUCAGGCGAUUGACUUCUCCCUCAUGGCCUGGAGCCUCACCGGGCAAAAUAAUAAUCCGAUCACACAACAGGUCGAACUUUAUUAUCCGCCACUCAGUUCCAGCCAAAGGAAGAGAGCACCAGCUAGAGAGGAAAAGGGAGAGGAAGAAGAAAAACGAGGGGGAAGCAUUUUUUUAAAACUUUCUUUCUAAUAGCGUUGACAUUAUGACCGUUCCCUUGGGUGAGGCAGCGGAUGAAAGCUUUUCAUAGAGGAGAUAGCUGGAUCCUUUCUCCAUUGGAUGGUUUUUCUCAUUUUGCCUCAUGCUACAGGUGUAAAGGUAUAAGGAAGGGACCCUGAUCACCUGACAAGGGACAUUAAGACUUCAGAUACAGCUCCACCUCAACUUCAGUGUCUCCAUCUUCCUGUAAAGUACACUGGUAAAGGACAAAAAAGACCAAACGCACUAACUGAGGCUCAAUUUGACCGUACAUCAUUUGACCACACAUGGUGGAACAUACAUAGUGGACCGUAUAGGAUUGUGAGGACCCGUGGUUCAACCCGAGUGAACCGUGGUCCAGUGAACCGUGGUCCCGCCCUAUGGGCAAGACUGGUAAGAGCACCGUGGACCUCAACUCCCCGACAGAGGUCAAACAGGCAGUCCCAUUCGAGGUCAUGGAGACGGUGGCGCCACCAGAUGGCGAGGAGAAGGAGGAAGUACUCCCUGACAGGGGCUCCUGGAAGGGCAAGUUUGACUUCCUGUUGUCAUGCGUGGGCUACGCCAUCGGCCUGGGUAACGUCUGGAGGUUCCCUUACCUGUGCGGCAAGAAUGGAGGAGGGGCUUUCCUGAUCCCGUACUUUCUCACCCUGGUGUUUGCUGGCAUACCUCUGUUCCUGUUGGAGACGUCACUGGGCCAGUUCACCUCGGUGGGGGGGCUGGGGGUAUGGACCAAACUAAUGCCUAUGAUGAAAGGGGUUGGUCUGGCCUCAGUGGUGCUCUCCUUCUGGCUCAACAUCUACUACAUUAUCAUCAUCGCCUGGGCCCUCUACUACCUCUUCAACUCCUUCAGAGCGGAUUUGCCGUGGGAGGGUUGUGAUAACCCGUGGAACACAGAGAAAUGUUUCUCCAACUACAGUUUGACAGACACCACCAACCUCACCAGUGCCGUCACUGAGUUCUGGGAGCGGAACAUGCACCAGCUGUCCAGGGGUCUGGAGGAGCCUGGUGAGGUGCGCUGGCCCCUGGCUGGAACUCUGGCUCUGUCCUGGAUCCUGGUCUACUUCUCUAUCUGGAAAGGAGUGGAGUGGACAGGGAAGGUGGUCUAUUUCUCCGCCACGUACCCCUACCUCAUGCUGUUCAUCCUGUUUUUUCGUGGGGUCACUCUCCCCGGGGCCAAGGAGGGCAUUCUUUUCUACAUCACCCCCGACUUCAACAAACUCCUCAAGUCUGAGGUGUGGCUGGACGCUGCCACUCAGAUCUUCUUCUCCUAUGGACUGGGUCUGGGUUCGCUCAUCGCCUUGGGAAGCUACAACUCCUUUAACAACGAUGUGUACAGGGACUCCCUCAUCGUGUGCUGUAUAAACUCCUUCACCAGCAUGUUUGCGGGCUUCGUCAUCUUCUCCAUUGUGGGGUUCAUGUCGUACAUCACCAAGAAGCCUGUCCAGGAGCUAGCUGCCUCCGGCCCAGGCUUGGCGUUCUUGGCCUACCCCCAGGCUGUGACUCAGCUGCCCAUGUCCUCCCUGUGGGCCAUCCUGUUCUUCUCCAUGCUGAUGAUGCUGGGGCUAGACAGCCAGUUCUGUACCGUGGAGGGCUUCGUCACGGCUCUGAUGGAUGAGUUCCCCAUGGUGCUGAGGAAGAGGAAGAAGGUCUUUAUCCUCGGCAUCUGUCUAAUCUCCUUCCUCAUCGGCUUCUCCAACAUUACACAGGGUGGUCUGUACGUCUUCAAGCUGUUUGAUUACUACUCUGCCAGCGGGAUGUGCCUCCUCUUCCUCGUCUUCUUCGAAACCAUCUCGAUUUCCUGGUUCUAUGGAGCUGAUAAGUUCUAUGGGGACAUUGAAGAGAUGAUUGGCUAUCGGCCGUGCGGCUGGUGGAAGCUCUGCUGGAAGUUCUUCACUCCAGCAAUCUGCCUGGGAGUGUUUACCUUCAGUGCCAUUGAGAUGACCCCCCUGACCUUGGGGAAGUACGUGUACCCGGCGUGGGGACAGGGGAUUGGCUGGGUCAUGUCUCUGUCAUCCAUGGUUCUUGUGCCAGGCUAUGUCAUCUACAUGUUCUGCACCUCCAAGGGCGGCAUCAAACAGCGUUGGCACAAGAUGACCACCAGCGCACCUUGUGAACAUGCUGCCGUCACACACCAGAAUUCACACACAGGAAGUGUGGGCGAAGCCGCCGUCUAACCGGAUACAGUUGACUCAUGGGCACUGAUCUAAAGUCAGUUUAGCGUUUUCCUCCUAAUGGUUAAGAUUAGGAUUUUUGGGUGGGUAAACCGAUCCUAGAUCUGUUCCUACAGGCAACUUCCACCCAGAAUUCCUGACUAUGCCGGACACCUAGUCAACACAGGGGUGUAUUCACUAGGAACGAACCAAAUGACGAACCAAACGAACAAAAUGAAAGCCAACAGAAGCAAACAGAAUGAAAUGGGGAAUGACCUACCUGAAUUUGUCCAAUAGAAACUCUUGUUUCCGUUAGGAGUGAACGAUUUCCGUUGCGAAACGUUUUGAAACUAUUUGCUACGGUCUUGCUCUAAUGAAUACACCCCAGUAUUCAGACAGAGAGAGGCGUCAUGUGAGAUGCCCUGGCCAAAAUGCUUCCAUUCCAUAUGUAUCCCCUGGAACUGAAUGGUCACAUAAUAUAAUGGACUGUAUUAUUGAACAAUACAAUGUUUUAUCUUCUAUGGUACACAGCUGUAUACAAUUCAUAAGGUGACACCAACUUUUUCAGAUCUAUACAAAGUCAUUGUGGCCCACUUUGGCUUACGAACAAAUACAAAGCAUUUUGUAAAGUAUCUGAAUAAAUUGAAAACAUUAGUAAUAAUUUGAAUGUGUUAUGGCUGUUUCUUCUACGAUGCUGUAUACAGUACAUAUUGAUUAGAGGUAGCAUUCAGCGUUUGAUAUAACAGUUUGUACUAUAAAUAACGGUUUGUACACUAUAUUAACAUCUCUUAAAUGUUUAUAACUGGCCCUUACGUGAAGAUACUGUGUUCGUUUUCAAUAGUGUUGAACUGUAAAUAUUAUUCUGUGAGUCCAAAUGCUGUAAUAGUGUAUGAAAUGCAACACAAUGUGCUGAAUAAUGUACUGUAUAAAGUAUCCCUCUAUAAAGGUACUGUACAAGCCAGGAGUAAAACAAAUUCAAAUGUCUCAUGGCUAAAUGUCUACUAUGAGAAGGGAUUUGGUUGGGUAUCCUUUCAGUUCAAUAAAAGCAAACAUAACCACCAAAAUACA